AUGGGCAUUAAAAGAGAAACAAAAAUUCAAAAAAAAGAGAGCUGGAAAAAGAAUUGCAAAAAAGACAUAUAUCAAGCUCUUCAACAAAGAAUGCUUAAGGGUGAUAUUGAGGCCAAAGCUGUUCCAAAAGUGCUUACUAUUCAAAGAUGA
Molecule: messenger RNA, 150 nt
Organism: Racocetra persica
Lineage: Eukaryota; Fungi; Glomeromycota; Glomeromycetes; Diversisporales; Gigasporaceae
Source: the annotation of a GenBank genome assembly